This is a messenger RNA of Styela clava, 814 nucleotides long. RefSeq names its product lipopolysaccharide-induced tumor necrosis factor-alpha factor homolog. Lineage: Eukaryota; Metazoa; Chordata; Ascidiacea; Stolidobranchia; Styelidae. Gene Ontology annotation, molecular function: zinc ion binding. The record is from RefSeq and is a predicted model, not a curated record.
UUGGAUUUUAGAUUUGAAACAUUAUUCAGGUUUUUUCUAUAAGAAGGGUAUUACCGCUUCGAACAUAGCAAUGUAUCAACAACCAACUGCACCUCCAGCAUAUGCCCCACAGCCACAAAUUGCAAUGCCUAUGGCUCAGCCUGCACCAGUAAUGUACUGCCCACCACCGGUAGUACAACAGGCUCCACCACAACAACAGCAACAACAGAGUACAACCGUGGUUUUGAAUCAACCAGGUCAAAAUAAUAACAAUGAUGACGUUAUUGGCAGUCCUACAUUCAGAGAAUCAUCUGUGCGAUGCAAGUGCAAUAACUGCAGGAAAACUGUAUUUACGACAGUAGAAGCAGAGGUGGGAGUUUUCACCUGGCUGAUGUGUACCCUUCUGUUCAUAUGUGGUUGCUCUACAUGCUUUCUAUGCUUACUACCUUUUUGUCUCGACCGAUGCAAAAACAUUCGACAUACUUGUCCAAAUUGUCAAACUACCGUUGGCGUCUUCAAAAGAAUCUAGAAUUGAUUUUGAACUUAAGUAUGACAAGACCUAGAAAUUAAUUUGUAUAUUUCGUGUGAGACUAAUUAACAAAUGCGCUAUUAGCAAUGUAGCAAUUGCUACUCGAAACAUUUCGUAUCGAACAUUUUGGAAUAUAUCGGUCACACGUCGCACCCUCAUGUUUCCAACCAUUCUUCAAGUGACAAUGUGCUUCAAAUUUAUAUGGGUUUAAAAAUCAUUAUUCUAGUUUUCUAGCGUAGCAGAAAGUGAAACGUUUGUGAUUUACAAUAAAGCAUUAUUUAUUAUAUUUUCCGAAUUGCCCUAAAA